Messenger RNA from Histoplasma mississippiense, 1470 nucleotides. RefSeq lists its product as hypothetical. The transcript is spliced from 4 exons. Gene Ontology annotation, biological process: ubiquinone biosynthetic process. The record is from RefSeq and is a predicted model, not a curated record. NCBI's taxonomy places the organism in Eukaryota, Fungi, Ascomycota, Eurotiomycetes, Onygenales, Ajellomycetaceae. Bases 1 to 1470 code for a protein of 489 amino acids. Gene Ontology annotation, cellular component: mitochondrion.
AUGGGGUUCAAAGCCGUCGCCGCCCACUACGUGUCGCAAUUAUUAAUAUCCAAGGUUGAAGAUGCUUUUGUGGACAUGUACGAGCAGCUCCCCGUCCCAUUUGGCCUGGUCCGUUUUGGAGUUGCACCAGACCAUCCGGAGGUGAAGAAUUGCCAGGAGAAAUUUACUGAAGUUGCGACUUCUCCGCGAUUCAAUUUUAUCGGGAAUAUUGACCUGGGGGUGGAUCUUCCGUUGCGUUCCCUCAAGCCACAUUACGAUGCUAUACUCUUUGCUUACGGGGCCUCGAAGGAUAAAGAGCUUAAAAUUCCGGGGGAAAGGACUCUGCGUGGUAUAUACUCAGCUAGAGCCUUUGUUGGCUGGUACAAUGGACUCCCCGAAUACAGAGAUCUGGCACCAGACUUGACUUCGGGGGAGGAUGCGGUAGUGAUCGGACAUGGAAAUGUAGCCAUGGAUGUCGCUAGAGUCCUCCUUACAAAUGUCGAUGCCUUGAAAAAGACGGAUAUGUCGGAAUAUGCACUGGAAGAAUUAUCAAAGAGCACAAUCAAGCGGGUCAGAGUGGUCGGACGACGAGGUCCUAUGCAGGCCGCAUUCACAAUCAAAGAAGUACGAGAAAUCCUCCAGCUCCCUUCCGUAUCAUUUGAGCCUAUUCCCGAGCAUCUUUUCCCUCCAGAUAUAACCAUUAAAUCUCUCCCAAGAGCCCAAAAACGCUUAACCCAACUCCUAGCAAAAGGAUCCCUCACAAAACCCGAAGACGCCUCCAAAUCUUGGUCCCUCGACUUUCUCCUCUCGCCACACUCCUUCCAUAGUUCGCCAUCACGUCCGGAUGUUCUCUCAUACAUGAAAUUCUCCAGAAACCAACUUGACCCCGCGGACCCCUUUUCCCCAACCUCAAAAGUAACUCCCUUGUUCCAAGACGACGGCCAUGUUGCCCACACCGAUAUCCCCACCAGCAUUUGUUUCCGGAGCAUCGGAUACAAAUCCCUUCCGCUCCCCGGAUUCGAGGACCUGAAUAUCCAAUUCAACUCUUCACGCGGUAUUAUCCCUAAUGACGGCCAGGGCCGUGUUAUUGCAAUACCUCCCGCACCUAACAGAACUGCCAAAUCGGCAGAGGUUUCUGAAGCCGUACAACUACCUGGCCUUUACUGUGCUGGGUGGGUGAAGAGAGGCCCAACUGGCGUCAUCGCGUCGACAAUGACGGACGCGUUUGAUACUGCUGAUGCUAUUGCGGCUGAUUGGGCGUACCAUAUCACUAGUAGUCACGGACAUGCAUUCCUUAAUUCAUCUGAAAGUGGAAGUUCGGGCCUUGGUUGGGAAGGAGUGCUUCCUGAAGUGCGGGAGCUGGGCCUUCGUCCGACAAGUUGGGAGGAUUGGGAGCGGAUUGACCGGGCUGAGAUUGAAAGGGGAAAGGCUGUGGGGAAAGUGAAGGAGAAAUUUGGAAGGGUGGAGGAAAUGCUUGACGUUUUGUCAUGA